AUGACGAGCAUGACCCGACUGCCCAACGGGCUCAUCACUUUUGGCCCCUUGGCCAACUGCACCCUCGAUCUCUGUCCUCUCGAGGCCAGUCUCUUGCGAUAUCGGCCCAGCAUCCCUGCCAACGCCGUCUUUAUCGCCAUCUUUGGACUGUCAGGGCUUGUCCACGCCUUUCAGGGCUACAAGUUCAAGACCUGGGGCUUCAUGUCGAGCAUGCUGGCUGGAUGCAUUCUCGAGAUCAUUGGCUACGUCGGGCGUCUCAUCAUCUACAACAACCCUUUCGACUUUAAUGGGUUCCUGAUGCAGAUCAUUUGCAUCACUGUAGCACCCGUUUUCUUUUCCGCCGCUAUAUAUGUUCUCCUGUCACAAGUCAUCAACUUCGUUGAUCCAUCUGUCUCGCGGUUCCCAGCCGCUUACUUCUACUGGGUCUUCAUCCCCUCCGAUGUCAUCUCCCUCGUCCUGCAAGCGGUGGGCGGUGCCCUGUCUUCCACUGGUGCAGACAGAGCUGCCGUCAAGGUCGGCGAGCACAUCUCCCUUGCCGGCCUCAUCUUCCAGGUCGUCACUCUCAUCUGCUUCUGCACUCUCUUCGCCGACUACGUCGCUAGGGCUGCUCGCUCGCCCUCCAAGUACCGACUCAACAAGUCCAUGAGGACUUUCCUCAUCUUCCUUUUCCUCUCCACCGUCUUCAUCCUCAUCCGAUGCGCCUACCGUAUUGCUGAGUUGGGCCAGGGUUACUUCAGUGCCCUCUUUCGAGACGAGGGCCUCUUCAUCGGCCUCGAAGGUUGCAUGAUGUGCGUUGCUGUUCUCCUUCUGAACGCUGGCCACCCUGGAUUCGCCUUUGACCACGGGGAAGCAGCCGUCCAUGAGAAGGACCCCCCUUUCGAGUCCCUGGCAAACGAGACCAACGAGGACAUGUCCAUGACAAGCCUCGACGCUGCCCAAAGGAAUCAAAGCUGA
Molecule: messenger RNA, 954 nt
Organism: Fusarium keratoplasticum
Lineage: Eukaryota; Fungi; Ascomycota; Sordariomycetes; Hypocreales; Nectriaceae
Exons: 4
Coding region: 1-954 (317 amino acids)
Cellular component (GO): plasma membrane; fungal-type vacuole
Source: RefSeq, a predicted model, not a curated record